Magallana angulata is the source of this 793-nucleotide messenger RNA. RefSeq lists its product as uncharacterized. Bases 83 to 409 code for a protein of 108 amino acids. The record is from RefSeq and is a predicted model, not a curated record. NCBI's taxonomy places the organism in Eukaryota, Metazoa, Mollusca, Bivalvia, Ostreida, Ostreidae. The transcript has 5 exons.
CACUCUAUAAUGUAUAUCCAAGGGAGGGAGGUAGGCAUAAGUGUUUCACAAACAUCUUUUGUCACAUUUAUUUUCAGAAAAGAUGACAAAACUAAUCUAUAUAGCUUUGACAUUUGCCUGUGUUUUGUCAUCAGGAAUCUGCAAGGUCUUGCCGGAUUUGCAAUAUGACUCGGAAUUCUUCAACAAGCUUCCACUGGAAACCGUCUUGCAAAGAGAGGAAUCGUUUUCAAUGCCACUGAACAACCUUAAUCAAUUUCUGACUGAUUUGCAACGAAAAUCAAGAAAUGGUAUACCAUCAGGUCUUCUUUUCAACAUAGAUAUACCGUCGAGAAAAACGAAAUUGGAUGCCUUCAAAAGUCUUAAUGGAUCACAAUCCUCUCAAGGGAAACGCAAAAGAUGGAUCGUGUGAAAGUUAUUGACUGCCGGUGCAAUGUUAAAAUAUUAAUCUAGUUACAAAUACAUUAUACGGCCAUCUUUUGCUCGUGUUUACAAUUUACAACAACCAAAGAUUUAGAAUUGAAUUCCCGAGCAUAACAUUGUUGUGCUUUGUACAUGUAUGUGAUUUUUUGGAUGUUCAAUUACAAAGCAAUUAAGUGUCCGGAGUUUUCACAAAAUAUUUGUACUUUUGAAUUUAAUUUACUCAAACUCUAAUUGUUAUUUAAAAAAAACAAAACAAUGACUUGUAGUUAAAUUUACCAAUUUACUCUAUCAGACAUUUUAUUGAUUUUCCAGUAAUAAAUAUUCUCAUAGGUUUCUAGUAUACCAAAUUAAACACUUCAGUUCUAUUAAACAG